Molecule: messenger RNA, 3770 nt
Organism: Nematostella vectensis (starlet sea anemone)
Lineage: Eukaryota; Metazoa; Cnidaria; Anthozoa; Actiniaria; Edwardsiidae
Product: leucine-rich repeat and calponin homology domain-containing protein 2
Exons: 19
Coding region: 44-2149 (701 amino acids)
Molecular function (GO): protein binding
Source: RefSeq, a predicted model, not a curated record
CGCAGUGACCAUUUUCUCUUUGGGUCAAAAUGGCCUCCAGUUUAUGCGGGAUGGUCGUCCUUUCCUUCACUCAAACAGCAUAAUGCAUCUAAACCCAGCCAUGGCAGCGGCUAACAAAAGCAGCGAGAGGUGCUUUGAGGAGGCCGAAGAGACAGGAACACUGCUUCUUAAUGGCAAAGGCCUCCGCGAUUUCCCCGAUGUUGCCGACGACUGUGAACUUAUUGAUGUGAUAGAAGCUGAUCUAUCGAAGAACAGAUUCACUGAUUUUCCCGUGGAAAUAUGUGACUUUGUAAUGCUAGAAAAACUCAAUUUAUAUCAUAACUCAAUUCGGAAUCUCCCGGACUGCUUAAACAGGCUGAAAUGGCUAUCUGUCUUAAAUUUACGGAGGAAUCAAAUCUGCAGCCUUCCUGUAACACUGGGCCAACUUCCUCUGCGUGUCUUGAACCUUAGCAACAACAAGUUGACAACCCUACCAAUAGAGAUAGGAUAUUUGACAUUAUUACAAGACUUAGAUUUGAGCUGCAAUGAGCUUCCCCAUCUCCCUAGUAGCAUGGGAGAAAUGAUAUCUUUAAAGGAAUUAAAUGUUAGGAGAAAUCAACUUCAAUCCUUGCCAGAUGAAUUGAGCAAGUUAAAGCUUGUCAGAUUAGAUUUCUCCUGUAAUAAAGUAUCAGUGAUUCCGCCUGCAUAUCGCCUCAUCACAACACUGUCAUGUCUGGAGCUAUCCCAUAAUCCUCUCACAUCACCACCAGCACAAGUUUGUAUAAAAGGCAGAUUACACAUUUUUAAGUAUUUAAGCAUAGCAGCUCAUCAACAAGAGAAGAGACGGGGACUGGAUCGCAGGCCUUAUGGCAUGAGAUCAACUCUAAGCAUGAAAGAAGAAUUCUUGGAACGCGAGUACCCAACUGUUGACAAAGUACGGAGGGCCCAUUCAUUGGAUAUGAGUGGCUCCAACAUUCAUAUAACCCAGGUUGAUGAUAAACCUGCUGUAUAUCGUCCAAGCUCCUUACGCGAACGAGACCGCACAAGACCUCCCCUGACUAAUGUAUUUGAGACUGAGGAAAAGAGAAGGGAGAUCCAGAAAGAGAUAGAAAGAGCUCAUCAGCUCAUCAUAGCUGAUACUAGAGAUCAUGUAGAAGGUCAUGAGGCUGGCAGCCAACCUGAUGGCGAAAUGGAUGAAGGGGAAGCACUAGAAAAGGAAUUUCUUUCGAUUGAAAUGGAGGAGCGGAAGAGGAGGGAGGAAGAGGAGACAGCUAUAGAAGAGAGACGUCGAGCUGCCAGAAAGCUACAGAGAGACCAACAAGAGCUAAUGCAGGACACUAGACGGCGUUCAGAGACAGCAAAUGGAGUUGGUGACAGAAGUCUAAGGCGAAACUCGGGUACAAGUCGCUCCAUGUCUGAUCGACCACCCGAACUUCCCCCAAGACAAUCAAGGACCUCUACAAAACCACGUGCUUCCUCACUCAGGAUGGAAGAAGGGUAUCCAGGAAGACAGGAGGAGGAAAUGCGAGCUAGGGAGGCUUUAAUGAUACAGAGCAGACGAGAAGCACAGCUGUCCAGACAGCGACUUGAAGAAGAGAGGCUCAAGUCCAAGCAGAAGCACAAGGAAAGCGCUGCAAGAAAAGGUGUCGCCGUACGUGAAGAUGACCGAGGGAAGGCAGACAGGGACUCCUGGGAGGAGAACAUUUUUCAGAAUAUCCACAAAAGACCCAACAUAAGUCAAGUCAGAUCACUGCCCAGAGCUCUUCAACAACAACAGGACACGCCCAACUUUACCAUCAAGCGCAUGUAUGACAGUGCCAGGGAAGAAUUCGAGAAAUUGGAAGAACUGCGAGAGGCGAUCGAGAGCCGUCUCAAGGUGACUCUCCCAGAUGACCUGCCCGCGUCUCUCGCUGACGGGGUCGUUCUGUGUCAUCUGGUGAACAGUGCGUACAAAGGGACGAUCCCUAGCAUCCAUAUCCCUUCUGCCGGUGUGCCCAAGCUGACGAUGACUAAAUGUAUGAAAAAUGUAGACUAUUUUCUGGAAGCCUGUAAAAAGCUUGGAGUAGACAGGGAGCUGCUAUGUUCGUCUGCUGACAUCUUACAAGAAAAAAGCCCCCAGAGAGUGUGCGCCACAGUACAAGCGCUGCUCGACCGUGCCGACAACUGCUAACAACAAACAGGAAAGUAUGUGCAACAGUACAGGGCACUUUGAGCAACAGUGCAAGCCCUGUUCAACCGUGCCGACAACUGCUAUCAACACACAGGACACCAUGUGCAAGAGUUUGGGUAACAGUUCAUGUCCUGCUAGAUCGAGCCGAUGACUUCUGGAGACAAACUAUCCACAAUGUAGCUGCUAGCAAGACAGGGGAACGCCUUGGAAAAGAAGUAAAAUGAGUGUGCCCCAUAUGAAAAGCGCUUCUUCACCCUAUUGGCCACUGCUAGCGACAAACUCUCGUCCCUUUACCCAAGGCCAGAGACAGCCCCUUUUCUUUAACGUCCUGAGGGCAGACUAUAAUCCAUAGUAAACUUCUACCGUGGCGGCCGCUGCUAAUGACGCCCAUUCCUCAGAAGGAAGGGUUUGCCUCAGUGCCAUGUAUCUCCAGGGAAAAAAACUAGAGCUCCAAAAAUCGAACAUAGAAGUUGCCUAAGAGUAUGUACUACUGCAUAUUGUUGGUGUUGGUGAAAGUCUUCCCAACUCAUCUAUUUUGUUAAACAAUCCACUUCUCUUUUUGGAUCAUGUACUCUGUACUCUGUAAAACCAAUCGAAUCCCAUUGAAGCAAAUAAUUGCAAAAAGCAGUAAUCCACCAGGCUCUCUCGAUAGUAACAAAUCGUUCUUAUCGAUUUUUAUAAAGCAUUAUCAUAUUCAGCAAGAAAGUUCCAUCCAACCCCCAUUGUCGGUGUCAUUUUUGACAAGAAAACGCCCUUCUAACAACUACUUUGUUAGGUAAUGAUCCCUUUAAACUUACAGAAGGCCAUCAAGGUAGCGUACAAUGGUGGAAGAUUAUUGUAAAUAGUCCUUCACAAACCCUGUCUAUGGUGAACAGAUAUUACGGAACCUAAAGAAAGGUAACAGAAAAGGUAAUAGAAGAAGUUAAUGGUUAUUUGCGAACUCUGAUUACUGCCCCACAUCGCACAGCCUUGAUGUACAGGUAGUUCAGAUAUUGCGCUAAUUCAUUUGUACGAACUCUCGUCAACAAUUUCCAGCUACUAAACCGCUUUCUGACUUCCUUUAUUCAGACUAACAGAAUUACAUGACGCUUACAUUGGUCAGCGUGAUUGGAAACCAUUUCAGUGCUGGCCAAUGAAAACGCGUCAAGGAUUUUGAAUGACGGAAGCCAGAAGGCGAAUAAGAUGUUGGAAAUCUUGAUAUCAUCGCAUGAUCAGAAUUUUGAAAUUCGCAGUAAAAACAAUUUAGAAAUUCAUGAUAUUAAUUUCUCUAGUAUAAAGCGUCGAUCCUGGUCGCCGUUUAUUCAGAAUAAAUUUAAUAAAAAUGUCCUAUACAAAAAUAAAGAUCGGAGCCAAAUACUUUCGCUCCUCGGUGAACGAGAAAGGCCUACAACUUUUCAAAAUUUAAAAAGGAUGUUGUGUAACCGCACAGUUGUCUUACUUUAUAUUAGAAAAAAAGUAAAAGAAUUAGAAAAGAUUUUUUUAAAUAAAACAACAAAAAAUAGGAAAUGUAGGACAAUAUUUGAUACAACGAGGGAUGUAUAUUUUGGAUGGCCUCAUUGUUACUUCAAAAGAUUUGACCAUUUCUCCACAGUGCGAAUACCUGAUUAAAUUGUGUAAUUUA